Messenger RNA from Clupea harengus (Atlantic herring), 1779 nucleotides. Its product is annotated as zinc-binding protein A33-like. The coding region runs from base 16 to 1407 and encodes 463 amino acids. NCBI's taxonomy places the organism in Eukaryota, Metazoa, Chordata, Actinopteri, Clupeiformes, Clupeidae. Gene Ontology annotation, molecular function: protein binding; zinc ion binding. The record is from RefSeq and is a predicted model, not a curated record. The transcript has 6 exons.
GCAACUACCAGACAAAUGGCAUCCAAGUCCUUUUCAGAAGAUGAUUUAUCCUGUCCUGUGUGCUACAAUAUCUACAAGGAUCCUGUUAUUCUGACCUGUACUCACAGCAUCUGUAACACAUGCCUGCAGAAGUUCUGGGAAACCAAAGGAUCCAGGGAAUGUCCAGUCUGCAGGACAAGGUGCUCAAAGGAGGAGUAUCCUCUCAACCUGGUUCUAAAGAACUUGUGUGAGACUUUCCAACAGAGAGAGGAAAACAGUCAGAGAGAACCAUUCUGCAGUCUGCACCGUUCUGAACUCAAGCUCUUCUGUGAAGAUGACAAACAGCUUGUGUGUUUGGUGUGUCGAGACUCAAAACUCCACAAGAACCACAACUUCAGUCCUAUCGGGGAAGCAGCACUUGAGCGUAAGGAAGAACUGAAGAUCAAACUGCAGCCCUUACAGAAGAAUCUGGACAACUUUAAACAAGUUAAAACAACCAGUGAUAAAACUGCCCAACACAUAAGAGUCCAGGCCCAACACACAGAGAGGCAGAUCAAGGAGGAGUUUGAGAAGCUUCACCAAUUUCUACGAGAUGAAGAGGCAGCCAGGUUAGCUGCACUGAGGGAGGAAGAGGAGCAGAAGAGUCAGAUGAUGAAGGAGAAGAUUGAGAAGAUGAGCAGAGAGAUCUCCUCUCUUUCAGACACAAUCAGAGCCAUAGAGGAGGAGAUGGGAGCUGAUGACAUCACAUUCCUGCAGGUAGGGCCCAUCACAGUGGAGAGAGCCCAGUGCACACUGCAGGAUCCAGAGAGGGUUGGAGGAGCUCUGAUCAAUGUGGCAAAGCACCUGGGCAACCUGAAGUUCAGAGUCUGGGAGAAGAUGCAAGAGAUUGUUCAACACACUCUUGUGACUCUGGAUCCCAACACUGCACACCCACAUAUCAUCCUGUCUGAGGAUCUGACCAGUGUGAGAGUCAGUAAUGAGAGACAGCAGCUUCCUGAUAACCCAGAUAGAUUUGAUAAGGCUGCCUGUGUCCUGGGCUCUGAGGGCUUUAACUCAGGGACACACUGUUGGUAUGUGGAGGUUGGGGACAGUGAUAUUUGGUGCCUGGGAGUGAAGACAGAGUCUAGUCAGAGGAAGGGAGAGGGUGCCCUCAGUGGAGUCUGGCGUGUUUAUCAUGGUAAUGGUGCAUAUGAAGCACUCUCUCCAUCCCAGACCACCACUCCCCUCACAGUGAAGCGGAAACCCCAGAGGAUCAGAGUGCAGCUGGACUGGGACAGAGGAAAACUUUCAUUCUCUGACCCUGAUAAUAACACACACCUACACACUUUCAUACACACUUUCACUGAGAGAGUCUUUCCAUACAUUUACACUUUAUCAUCUCUGAGGAUCUUACCAGUGAAGGCUGCAGUAACAGUAGAGCACCGAUGAUCAGGCAACAUUUUUAUUUUUGCAAUUUGUUCUGGCAGCACAACACAAUUUAUUAACAUAGACAAAUGCAUUGGUGAUAUACAUGCCAAUGAUUCAUCUGAAGUUGUGGUGGUUAUUAUAUUUCAUAGUUAUUGUAUUUUCAUGGGGAAGCAAGAAGUAAUCUAAACGAAUAUUCUGUAACUGUCUAAAGAAAGCUGUGACAUAGGCAUCACACACCUGAAAGCCAUUAUGGACUCACUAAGUCACUGAAUAAGUACCCGUGUCACCUGUUAAGAUACCACUAUUCAAGUCUACUUCCUGGCUGAGCAUCACUGGUAGUCUUGAUACUCACCUGUGUCUUUAACUGAGCCUUUUUGAUUAACCUGUUUUCCU